AUAACUUUCCGGUUUGGGAGCGAGAUGGGGAAACUGCUCUCCAAGAUCUUCGGCAACAAGGAGAUGAGGAUAUUGAUGUUAGGAUUAGACGCUGCCGGCAAGACCACAAUACUUUACAAAUUGAAACUAGGUCAAUCAGUUACUACAAUUCCCACUGUAGGGUUCAACGUAGAGACUGUCACUUACAAAAAUGUUAAAUUCAAUGUGUGGGAUGUUGGAGGGCAGGAUAAAAUAAGGCCACUGUGGCGCCAUUACUAUACUGGCACACAGGGACUAAUAUUUGUGGUGGAUUGUGCGGACAGAGACAGAAUAGACGAGGCCAGGCAAGAGCUGCAUCGCAUCAUCAACGACAGAGAGAUGAGGGAUGCAAUUAUCCUGAUAUUUGCCAACAAACAGGACCUGCCAGACGCCAUGAAACCACAUGAAAUCCAAGAGAAGUUAGGCCUAACAAGGAUCCGGGACAGGAACUGGUACGUUCAGCCGUCUUGUGCCACUACAGGGGACGGGCUCUAUGAGGGCCUCACAUGGCUCACCAGCAAUCACAAACUGUGACCUCACUCAUGUCACUUGUGUAUCAUAUUAUUUUGUUACUCUUGUAUUAUAUUUUUGUAUACGUUGUGAUGUUUGUUGAUUAAUUUACACUUUAUCAAUGGAAUAAAACCUUUCCAAUGAAUUGUCCAAAUUGAUAUUCUGUAAAUUACACUAAAAUUGAGAUGUUGACCUAGUAGUAAAAUGUAUCCAGUUUAUUGUUAAUGAAGGACAGUUUUUAUAGGGUUUGGUAUGUAGAGUCUCUAAAACUAUAAUGAAUGAUUUAGAAUAACCAUAGUUUUGCUUUGGAUGAAGUGGUGUUUUAUUACACAUGUUUUAUAUAGUAUAAAUAGUAUUUUAUUUAGUACAGAAAUGUACAUUAUGAAUUAUAAUGAAGUAAACUUAAUAAGAAAACAUGUUUUAUGUUUACUUAUAUGUUUUUAUGUCGAGAGAAUCUCAUCUUCAUGCAUUAUCCAAAAUGUAAUAAUUGAGCAGGUCCAAGCAUAAUUAGGCUCUUGAAAAUAAAAAUUAUUUAUAAAAAUUAGUUUGUCAAACAACCAUUUCAACAGAACAUUAUUUUGAAACUUAAGUUGCAAAAUGUAUGGUAUUCUUUAUCCUAAAGCUCUUUGAAGGUUUUUAUUCCAUUGAUUGAUUCGGAAUUUCCAAAAGAAGAAUGCUAGAGAAUAAUUUGUGUAAAAGGAAGCUUUGAAGCUAUGUACAUUUUUGUAAAGUUGUGUAUUGCACUAAUAUUGAAAUCUUAGUAAAUAAAUAUUGUUGAUUAUUUAAUUUAUUAGGAACUAUUUAUUCAUUCCGCAGUAUAUAUUUAAUAGGUGUAAGCUUUUUGAGAUCCAAAAAAUGUUAGCUUAUAAAUUAUUUUAUUUAAAUUACAUUUGUUAUUUUAAUACAUUUUAAAUGAAAAUGUGUGUAAAUAUUACUGUGUCAAAUUAUUUAUCUUUUUAUCUAUAAAUUCUCAGUAUAUUAUAAUAACUUGUUUAUUAAGCAAUCAUAAAUAAAUUGUUAUUAACUUGUUAUUUAUUAAAUUUAAAUUAAUUACUAAUAUUUUUUAAAAUUUUACUACACAUUGUUUGAAAUGUCAUUUGAAAGGACUUAUGGUAUUUAUCAUUUGACUGGUCAUGGUAUUUGCAUGUUAGGUCAAGCUGGACCAAAUUAAAUUGCAAGGGCAUUUUGUAGAUUUAAUUAAACAUAAUUUUUAUUAUAAUAUAGGUAUGAAGCAUAAUUAUAUAAUUUGUAUGAAGAAACUUAGAACAAUAAAAUAAAAUAAUAAUUACAUGUUAGUAUAUGAGUUUUUUGUUUUUAUCUAAUUAAUAGGAAAAUUGUCUAUCUUAAUGUUUUAAGAUGGUGUUAAUCUUUGUAAAUUUUAAUUCAGAAUUUAUUUAGCUGAAUCUAACAAAUUAUUAAUAUUCAUACUUACUGAAGAAUAAUGAUUUUAGAAAUUGUAAACAAAAUCAAAAUGAAAUAAACAAUUAUCUUUUAACCA
This is a messenger RNA of Homalodisca vitripennis (glassy-winged sharpshooter), 2026 nucleotides long. Its product is annotated as ADP-ribosylation factor 6. The record is from RefSeq and is a predicted model, not a curated record. Bases 25 to 552 code for a protein of 175 amino acids. Gene Ontology annotation, biological process: intracellular protein transport; vesicle-mediated transport. Gene Ontology annotation, cellular component: cytoplasm. NCBI's taxonomy places the organism in Eukaryota, Metazoa, Arthropoda, Insecta, Hemiptera, Cicadellidae. Gene Ontology annotation, molecular function: GTP binding; GTPase activity. The transcript has 4 exons.